Gorilla gorilla gorilla (western lowland gorilla) is the source of this 4928-nucleotide messenger RNA. RefSeq names its product disintegrin and metalloproteinase domain-containing protein 29-like. The record is from RefSeq and is a predicted model, not a curated record. Gene Ontology annotation, cellular component: plasma membrane; sperm head plasma membrane; external side of plasma membrane. NCBI's taxonomy places the organism in Eukaryota, Metazoa, Chordata, Mammalia, Primates, Hominidae. The transcript has a single exon. Gene Ontology annotation, biological process: proteolysis; male gonad development. Gene Ontology annotation, molecular function: metalloendopeptidase activity.
GCUUACAAUGCCCACAACCUUGUUAUAGUUUUGUUAUAAUUAAUGUUGGAGUGCUUUAGGCCUCAGAAACAGACCUGAAGAAACAGAAUCCCUCUCUCUCUCUCUCUGACCUUUUCCUGUCCUUUUUCACCUAUCCAAGGCAGGACUAAUCUGAUUAUGGGGCAGAAGACACUCAUUCCAGAGGGGGUCCCACCCAAUAUCCCAAAGGAAGAAUGGUAAACACAGAGGCCAAGACUGAACAGACAGGCCUUGCUGGGUUUAAACCAUGCACUUUUUCCAAUCACAUUUCUGCGUGAUUGUCAAUCAUGCCUAUGUAAUGAAGCCUCCAUAAAAACUCAAAAGGGUAGGGUUCAGAGAGCUUCUGGAUAGCUGAGCAUGUGGGGGCUCCUUGAUGAUUGUGCACAAGGAGGGCAUGGAAGCUCUGUGCCCCUUGCACCAUACCUCACCCUAUGCAUCUCUUCUUCUGUAUCCUAUAUAAUACCCUUUAUAAUAACUGGGUAAGCCUAAGUGUUUUCCGGAGUUCCAUUCCAACAAAUUAACCAAACUCCAAAAAGGAGUCAUGGGAACCCCAAAUUGAAGCUUGUUGAUCAGAAGUUCUGGAGGCCUACACAUGUGACUGGUAGCUGAAGCUGGGGACUGGAUGCCUAACCUGGGGAAUCUAACACUAUACCCAGGUAGAUGGUGUCAGAAUUGAUUUGAAGGACACACAGCUGGUAUCUGUUGCUUGGUGUGUGUGAAAAACAAAAACAAAAACACUUUUCGUCACAGAAGUCUUCUUUAGUGUUGAUUGUUGUUGCAGUGUGAGAGCAGAGGACAAAAACAGUUUGACAGAUUGCUGAAAACAGUACCUGAAUAUAAAAAGCAGCCUAAUUAUCUUUCUAAUAUCACUUCCCUCAUGUCAUCCCCAUUCUUACAGAUUUCAGUCAAAAUUUCCCAUCAUGUCAAAUAAUAAACGGAUAACUAGCUAUUACUCCUCCCCAAAGGGCUCAAUCCUUUUUAUCUGUUCCUAUUUUUCAAUAAUUCUUAAUAUACAUAUAAUGUAUAAAUUAGUACAUUUUAUAAUUCUUACCAUUACAAUUACUUUUAUUCCUCUUUCUACUUUUAUUACAUUACUUUCUUCUAGAAAAAUUUUUUUUUUUAUUGUGGCCAGUUUAUUUCAGGCUGAGAUCAACUCAUUCUUGUACUUUUAAAGUAUUUCUGACUACACUGAAUUUAAAACAAAUCUUUCAAUGUUGCACACAUUUAAAUAUUAAUAUAUUCUUCUUUUCUAAAUAUUACCUUGUAUAAAUCCUCCCAACUAAAAGGUAUGACUCGUAAGAGGAGAAAAAUAAAUGAGGUAAGCUGCUGUAGGUAACUUCCUUAUACCAAAUUGAGUCUGUUUUCAUGCAAUUCUAUGUUAAAACUAUUUUUGAAAAGGAAAGGCAGAUGGUUUCUGAGAUAAUUUCAUGAUGUGCUAAUUCUGGAUUGAGUCAGAAAGAAGCUAAAGUCAGAUCCUUUAUAGAAAAUUAACUCUUGAGGUGUACUUAGCUUAUGAUGAAAUACACAGAUUUUAAGGGUGCAGCUUGAUGAGCUUUUAUUUGAAAUCACCAUUGCAAUCAAGAUAUUUGACUGAUACUUUACCUUUUUCCAGAAAGGUCCUUUUAUGCCCCAUUCCCCUGCUCACACAUCUAGAAACUAAUAAUUACAUUUCUAUUUCCAUAGAUUAAUAUGAAGUAUCCUAGAACUUCAUACAAAUUAAAACAUAAACUACUCCAUUUGGUCUGGCUUCUUUGUCUCAUAAUUUCUUUGAAAUUCAACCAUGAUCUUGCAUGUUUCAGAAGUUUGUUCAUGUUAUAACAGAGGAGUAUUUCAAUGAAUGAAUAUAUCAGUUUGUUUAUCCAUUCACCUAUCAAGGACUGGUUCUUGGUUUCCAGAUUGUAGAAUACAUUUAUGGAUAAUACUGCUAUGAACAUUCAUAGACAAGACAUGUGGUAAGUUCCUAGGACUGAAAUUGCUGGAUCAAAGCGUAGGUAUAUGUUUAACUUGAUAAGAAAUUAUAGUUACACACCCUAAUUUUUCUCAUGACAUUUUACUCUCCAGUUCAUCAAUUACCCUCAACUCCAUUUGAUUUCUGUAACCUCUAAGUCUAUCCUCAAAAUUCUUUUAAGAAGUUUCUACUUUCCUUAUCAUUGUGUAUGCUUCCCUCUUUUAAUUACAUGUUGAAUCCUUCCCUCAUUUAGGCUUGAAAAAAUGUCCUUAAGUGUCCUAAACUUGCAUCAAACCCACUUAAUCAUCAAACCCCACUUAUGACUUCCCUUAGAAGACAAGGUACAUUUCAGCUCAGUUAUACACUGCUUUUCUCAAUUCCUGCCAUUUUUUUCUCUUCCUUUGCCCCCUGGCCUAGGUCUCCAGCUCACUGAAAACAGCCUCCCCUGAUGAGCACACCAUUGUUAUGUAAUAGCCUAACCCUUACCCCUCGCCUAUCGGGGGUGCCAAGCCUGCAGACUUACUCUGCUUUCCUCAUAACUGCCCUGAGGAGAAGGCUGAAGACUGAGGAAUCCUCUUUCUGCCUCCCAUUUGACUGCAUUUUCUUUGGUCAAAGGCUUCCUUAUUCAUGGGACCUGCCUGGGUCCAGGACCUCUUGACAGGUGCUCUCUGGCUGCCUGUCCUCUGGGCACUCUUGUCCCAGGUCUAUUGUUUUCAUGACCCACCAGGAUGGCGCUUCACUUCCUCAGAAAUCGUGAUCCCCAGGAAAGUGCCCCACAGGAGGGGUGGAGUUGAGAUGCCAGACCAGCUCUCUUACAGCAUGCGUUUCCGGGGCCUAAGACACGUGAUUCACAUGAAGCUCAAGAAGAACAUGAUGCCCAGACAUUUACCUGUUUUUACUGAUAAUGACCAAGGGGCCAUGCAGGAGAACUACCCUUUUGUCCCACGAGACUGUUACUACGAUUGCUACCUGGAAGGGGUUCCUGGGUCUGUGGCCACAUUGGACACCUGCCGUGGAGGUCUGCGUGGCAUGCUGCAGGUGGAUGACUUGACUUAUGAAAUCAAACCCCUGGAGGCUUCUUCCAAAUUUGAGCAUGUAGUAUCUCUGCUUGUGUCAGAAGAAAGACCAGGAGAGGCUAGUAGAUGUAAGACUGAAGGGGAAGAGAUAGAUCAAGAAUCUGAAAAGGUAAAACUGGCUGAAACUCCCAGAGCAGGCCACGUUUAUUUGUGGAGGCAUCAUAGAAAAAACUUGAAAAUUCACUACACGGUUACUCGUGGAUUAUUCAUGCGGAACCCUAAUGUGUCACACAUAAUAGAGAAUGUAGUGAUUAUUAACAGCAUCAUACAUACCAUUUUCAAACCAGUUUAUUUAAAUGUCUAUAUACGUGUUUUGUGCAUAUGGAAUCAAAAGGAUGCAGUACUAUUUUCUGCUAGCAGGCCGGGCCACGUUGCUGUAGAACUGUUUGGUGUGUGGAAAUAUCACAAUUUGUAUUCAGAAAUUUCACAUGAUACCUCAGUUGUUUUUACAUCAAAUUGACUUAGAAACAGUGAGUGUUAUGCCAGCUUUGAUGGAAUAUGCAACCCCAACUGGGGAGCAAUGUUUGUGUAUAUAAUGAGGUAUCACCUAUUUAGGGGGGCAUGUGUUACAGCACAUGCACUAGGUCAUAACAUGGGCUUGACACAUGAUUCUGUUGGUUGUUAUUGUUUUCGACGAACCAACUGUCUCAUGGCUCCUGUUCCUGAUCUUAAUUAUAUGAUGAGCAAUUGUUCUUAUGAGAUAAUUCAACGCAAGUUUAAUCAAUGGGAUCCUUGUUUGAGUGCUCCAAAUGUUCCAUACACUAAUUUUCCAUACGUAGCUCCUCGUUGUGGAGACAAGAUCAAAAAUCAGAGGGAAGAAUGUGACUGUGGCUCCCUUAAAGAUUGUGCCAGUGAUAGAUGUUGUGAGGCCUCUUGUACCCUUUCUCUUGGCAGUGUUUGCAAUACAGGACUUUGCUGCCAUAAGUGUAAAUAUGCUGCCCCUGGAGUGGUUUGCAGAGACUUGAGUGGUAUAUGUGAUCUACGGGAAUACUGUGAUGGGAAAAAGGAAGAGUGUCCAAAUGACAUCUACAUCCAGGAUGGAACCCCAUGUUCAGCAGUAUCUGUUUGUAUAAGAGGAAACUGCAGUGACCGUGAUAUGCAGUGUCAAGCCCUUUUUGGCUACCAAGUGAAAGACAGUUCCCCAGCGUGCUAUCAAAAAUCGAAUAGGAUGGGUAACCGAUUUGGAAACUGUGGGGUUAUUCUACGGUGAGGGGAAGUAGACCUUUUCCAUGUGAAGAAGAUGAUGUUUUUUGUGGAAUGUUGCACUGUAGCGGUGUCAGCCACAUUCCUGGUGGAGGUGAGCACACUACAUUUCGUAAUAUAUUAGUGCACGACAUAAAAGAAGAAAAAUGCUUUGGCUAUGAAGCACACCAGGGGACUGACUUGCCAGAAAUGGGGCUGGUAGUGGAUGGUGCAACCUGUGGCCCAGGGAGCUACUGUCUUAAACGCAAUUGUACUUUUUAUCAAGACCUGCAUUUUGAGUGUGAUCUUAAAACAUGCAAUUACAAAGGAGUAUGUAACAACAAAAAACAUUGUCAUUGUCUGCAUGAGUGGCAACCACCAACAUGUGAACUGAGAGGAAAAGGAGGUAGUAUAGAUAGUGGCCCUCCACCUGACAAACAAUAUUGUAUUGCAGGCAGCAUACUUGUAAAUACAAACCGAGCACUAGUUUUAAUAUGUAUUUGUUACAUCCUUUUUGUGGUUUCGCUUCUCUUUGGUGGCUUUUCACAAGCAAUACAAUGUUAGGGAAGAGAAAGGGAAAGAGCCCACACAAUGGAGUAAAUUACGUUGACACUUACUGGGAGAUAUAAUCAAUAGUCACUCUGACAAUUACAUCAUCUUUCAGCAAUUCUGAUGUCAUCUUGAAAUAAAAUCACUUGGCAAUU